Phyllopteryx taeniolatus (common seadragon) is the source of this 10103-nucleotide messenger RNA. RefSeq names its product MAPK associated protein 1 (gene mapkap1). Gene Ontology annotation, cellular component: TORC2 complex; plasma membrane; cytoplasm. Lineage: Eukaryota; Metazoa; Chordata; Actinopteri; Syngnathiformes; Syngnathidae. The record is from RefSeq and is a predicted model, not a curated record. The coding region runs from base 227 to 1816 and encodes 529 amino acids. The transcript has 12 exons. Gene Ontology annotation, molecular function: phosphatidylinositol-4,5-bisphosphate binding. Gene Ontology annotation, biological process: TORC2 signaling.
GAGGAACUUAAAAGGUGCAAAUAGAGCAAUGAGACGAGUCCCUGGUGUUCUGUAUUACAGUAUGGGAGGCGCUAUCUUGUAAACAGAGGAGCGAGAAAUGAGGACCCUACAAAGAAAGAAAUGAGAUGCUAACAGAGUUAUUCUUACUCCGAAACUGAAAGUGGCAGUCGUGCGCCAAAAAGCGAGAUGCAAACUGGAGAAAAGAAGACGACGCAACGGGAAAGAAAUGGCCUUCUUGGACAAUCCAGCUAUUAUUUUGGCCCACAUCAGACAGUCUCAUGUGACCAGUGACGAUACAGGAAUGUGCGAAAUGGUGCUAAUCGACCAGGAUGUGGAUCUGGAGAAGUGUCAUCUGGCUCUGGUACCUGGCAGCAGCAAUGAGUCAGCAAUGUUAAGUUCCUUAAAUGAGGGGUUCGGCACUAUGGCGGACACUCACACUUGUGACCUCUCGCAGUCAAUGGAUAUCACCUCCAGUUGGGAUUUUGGCAUCCGACGACGCUCCAACACAGCCCAAAGACUUGAAAGACUGAGGAAGGAGCGUCAAAACCAAAUCAAAUGUAAAAAUAUUCAGUGGAAAGAGAGAUCAUCCUCUCAAUCAGUGGAGGAUCUGGGGUCCUUUUUUGAAAAACGUGAUUAUAAAGAUAGAGUGCGGUCGUCAUGUAUGAAAUCUACCCUUUCGCUUCGACUGGAGCAGUGUCCCCAGCAGCUCAACAACCCUUUCAAUGAAUACUCCAAAUUUGAUGGAAAGGGUCAUAUUGGCACAACAGCGACAAAAAAGAUAGACGUCUACCUCUCAAUGCAAAUGGCUCAGGAAAAAGUUCAUCCCAUGACAGUAGUAACCAUUGCUAAUGCCCGCGUUCAUGAUCUCAUUGGCCUUAUCUGUUGGCAAUACACAAGUGAGGGACGAGAACCCAAACUUAAUGAGAAUGUGAACGCUUACUGCCUUCAUAUUGCGGAAGAUGAUGGUGAGGUGGACACAGACUUCCCUCCUCUUGACUCCAAUGAGCCAAUUCACAAGUUUGGUUUCAGCACUCUGGCAUUGGUGGAGAAGUACUCCUCACCUGGCCUUGGUUCAAGACAAUCACUGUUUGUCAGAAUAAAUGCUGCUCAGGGUUUUUCUUUAAUCCCUGUGGACAGUCUGAAAGUAACCAUGAAGGAAAUUCUUCAGAAAGCGCUCAAGAAGAGGAAGGGAUCACAGAAAGGAUCAGGGCCUCUAUAUCGUUUGGAAAAGCAAACAGACCCAAAUGUUGCAGUUGACCUAGACUCCACACUUGAGAGCCAGAGCACUCUGGAGUUUUGCCUUGUGAGAGAAAACAGCUCCAGGGGUGAGGAGAGCUCAGAGGAAGACCCACCCAUUGACAUCACCACAGUCCAAGAUAUGCUGAGCAGCCAUCACUAUAAGUCAUUCAAGAUUAGUAUGAUACACAAGCUGCGUUUCACGACAGAUGUUCAGCUCGGAAUUUCAGGAGAAAAGGUAGAGAUUGACCCUGUCACCAAUCAGAAGGCAAGCACUAAAUUCUGGAUUCGGCAGAAACCCAUUUCUAUCGAUUCGGAUCAUCUAUGUGCCUGUGACCUUGUCGAAGAAAGAAGCCCUAGCCAUGCCAUAUUCAAGAUCACUUAUCUGAGCAACCAUGACUACAAGCCUCUCUACUUCGAGUCAGAUUCUACUACAGUCAGUGAAAUAGUUCUUAAGGUGAACUACAUCCUUGAGUCACGGGCCAGCACCACACGGGCUGAUUAUUUUGCCCAAAAGCAGAGAAAACUCAGCCGUCGGACAAGUUUCAGUUUCCAGAAGGACAAGAAGACUGGCCAGUAGAGGAAAUAACUAACUCUAUGCAGCUAUCGUUUUGUCUGCAAAUGUACGGACGGACACACCAAGAAGCCUUCCAAACCUCAUAGAGACUUCAAUAGAAUUUCACAGAAUAACUCACCAAGAACCACAAACGUAUAUCGGGGGGUAAAAAUCAGGGGACUGAGUUCUGUCUGUGAAUAGUUUGCAUGUCCUCCCUCUCUUGCAUAGGUUUUCUCCAGGCAAUCUGACUUCUUCUCUCAGUCCAAAAACCCGAGAUAUGUUCACCUCUUGGACUAUUUCAAAAGUGAAUGCAAGUUUGACAGCUUGGAUAUCCAGGUCGUCCUUAGCUGCGAUAAGCUCCAGCCCGAUUGAUUCCGAACCAUCCAUCCAUCCAUUUUCUGAGCCGCUUCUCCUCACUAGGGUCGCGGGCAUGCUGGAGCCUAUCCCAGCUGUCAUCGGGCAGGAGGCGGGGUACACCCUGAACUGGUUGCCAGCCAAUCGCAGGGCACAUACAAACAAACAACCAUUCGCACUCACAUUCACACCUACGGGCAAUUUAGAGUGUUCAAUUAACGUGCAUGUUUUUGGGAUGUGGGAGGAAACCGGAGUGCCCGGAAAAAACCCACGGAGGCACGGGGAGAACAUGCAAACUCCACACAGGCGGGACCGGGGAUUGAACCCUUGUCCUCAGAACUGUGAGGCUGACGCUCUAACCAGUCGGCCACCGUGCCGCCUGAUUCCGAACCAUUAAUAGAAAAUGGAUGGAUUGAGUCGAACAGAGAAACCACAAGCCAGAAAAAUAGCAAUAUACACAAGAAGUCUAAAUUGGUUGUAAAGGACGGCCUUGAGGCGGGUUGUAUGAGGUGUCACUAGUUCAUCUGUAAGGACUUGGGCUUUGGAGCAGGAGGGCCAUGUUACUCAAAUCUCAUAAUGAGGCCUCGAAUCUCUGUUUGCAUGCUGACGUGUGUGAUCUGGUUCUGUUAGGUCUGUAACACACACACAAAAAUAUACGGCAGAUUUUCUUUUCCUCUCGAAGGAUUGUGAGUAUAAAAAUUUUGCAAAAAAAUAAAUUAAAUUAAAUUUAGGUACAGUGUACAUAUGGAGUUUUGCUCAUUCACGUGUCCACUAGACCGAUCCAGCUUCAAAUAGGUUACCAAUAUCAACAUACAGUGGAUAUAAAGAAUCUACAACCCCCAUGUUCAAAUGUCAAGUUUUUGUGACUUUAGAAAAAUGAGACAAAGAUAAAUCAUUUCAAAAGGUUUCCACCAUUAAUUUGACCUGUAACAUGUGCAACUCAGUUUAUUUAUUUAUUCAACCUUUAUUUAACCAGAAAAACUCACUGGGCCUCAUUCACUAACCGUGUGUACGCACAGAUUUGUGCUAAAUCGUGCGUAUGCACGUUUGACGCAAAAAUCUGCGAUUCAUCAAUAUGUUCAUACUUGUUUUUAUUGGUACCCUGCGAACAAAUUUAGAACCUCCUAAGACCAUGUUGUAUGCACAUAUACUGUAGGAUCAGCUUUUGAAAAAAUGUCACGUAUUUGACUAAUAUGCACAAUGUAUUGGAACUACAGUCAUUUUUUUAAACUAUAACUUUGACAAAAAUAAAUCAAACCAAGAAGUUGCUCAUGAGUUGCAUAAACACUUCUCACCACUUUUACCUUCGUUCCGUUCAAGUGCUUGUACAGUAUAUGUAUGCAAUGUAUGUGUGUCUGUCGCUCUCUCUCUCUCUCUCUCUCGCUCUCUCUUUCUCUCUCUCUCUCUCUCUCUCUCUCUCUCUCUCUCUCUCUCCUGCCCUCUGCAGCAUGCAGUACGAUGUCACUCAACCAGCAAGAAAUGAGAUCAGACUGUUCACAUUCCCACUCUUGUGGGAUGGGAGACAUAACUUCUCGUAUUGGCCCUUUUCGUUCUUCCAAAGUCGUUGGUUUGGUAGAAUAGACUUGCUCCUUUAAUCAUGGAACAUACACAAAAACAUUUUAGAAAAAUGAAAAACAUAUGAAUAAAUUAUAAGUAUAUUACGAUAGGGAGUUACUUUACAAUCACCCCGUAUAUUGAUCAAUUCACACGCACAUCGUCGCUCGCGUGGUUGAAUUGUGACGUUAUCGGCAUAUGGCUCCUAUAUUUUCUGUCGCUUCCAAUGCAUAUUUUAUUAAUUUUAACAACUACAAAUGCCUCUUUGCUGUGCUAUAUUUAUUCCUCCACCAUCACUCCACUUUCUGACUCUUCCCGAGCCUGGUUUACAUCAUAUUUCACUGACAGAACAAAGUCCUGUGGGUUCCAUCCUUGGCCAAACCCCCUUCACCAUUACCCGUUUCCCCGUGGUCACGUCAACAGCAUGGCAUGGAAUCUCAUUCCACUGGUACGCUGAUAACACCCAACUAUAUUAAAACAAACCAGACCCCUCUGCAUUUGCUUCCAUAUCCUCACCAACCUCCUGCCUGGAGGACAUAAAGCCGUGGAUGACUGAUAACUUCCUUCAACUGAACAAUUAAAAAUGGAAGCCUCUCUCGUUGACAACCCUCACCAGACCCGGCAUCCGCCAUCACCUGCAUCACUUUUUCCGAUUCAUAACAUUGUAACGGAUAUCGACUCUCAAUACGAAGACUACAAAAGACAGGCCUGCUUCUCUAAACCCAUUCAUCAAGGCCCCUAGCAUUCCUUGGAUGGGGCCCACAGGCCGGCAGGAUUUUUGUCUUUGCUCACCAGGAUAAUUUAAACAAGAAGGAGUGACAUCUGUGCACCACAGAACAAUUCCGCUUUUGAUCUGCAGUUAAAAUGCUCUCUCAGAAGAUUGACUGUGUCCAGACAUCCGGUGUUAUUGACAGAACACGGUCGCUCACCCCCCCCAGUGGUGACCAGAAACACUGCAAGAUGGGCUCCUUGUGACCCUAUUUCAUGUGUCGAGAAUGAACAAUGAAAUUAAGGAAAUACCACAUGUUUGAAUGUGUCAGGCGCACAUGAGUACCCUGAAUGUGCGCUUUGAUUUCUGUGUCAUUAAUGUUGAUUCUGCAGGUUUGGCGAUGAGUCUGUUCAUGAGAACUAUACAAUUGUGUUUUAAGCCAAAUUAUGAAAUAACGUUGUGUUGAACAACAUUAUUUGAUAUUCCAGAACUAAAAUGAAAAAAAGGGUCGUUCGUGUACUUAAUCUCUACUUGAGACAGUUUCAAAGUGCUUACUCUCUCGCUCUUGUGCAUAAAAGGCCGAAGCUUCUUUGUCCUUGCGCACUCGCUCUCGCUCGUUCGUUCAACCUUCCAGAAGAACCUGGCCCAGCCUGGAAGUACCACGGACGCACCUGACCUUCGUCUGCCGCAGGGCACCCUACCAGCGCCCUGAGCUAACCGUGUGGGUGCGUGGGGCAGCUCACUGACGAAGCUCCAUUGUGAAGGACCAGGACACUUCCGGGCUUUGACCACUCUGCACUUGAAGCUUUUUGAUUUAUUUAUUUUUUCCUCCCUUUUCAGUCAAAACCACCUGCCCUUGACCGGACCCGCCCAGCUUCCGGGAGAUCGACCAGCCUGCCUAAAUUGUGUUCCCCGCAAUGCAAGUCCAACGUGCGGUCUCCUAAAGUACAGAUUGGUGCAUAUUUGGGUUUAAAUUAACGGCAACAGGAAUAGCGCACCGCACAUCUUCACUGCACACCGACAUCACAACCUCGACCUGCUUUACGAAUGCUUACAUUUACCUUGUUUUCCUUUUCUGUGCAUUGUUUCCCUGGGGACUCCAUCGUUCUCCUGGGAGACUUCAAUGCUCACGUGGGCAAUGAUAGUGAGACCUGGAAGGGCGUGAUUAGGAGCAACGGCCCCCCCGAUCGGAACCCGAGCGGUGUUCUGUUAUUGGACUUCUGUGCUCGUCGAGGAUUGUCCAUAACGAACACCAUGUUCAAGCAUAAGGGUGUCCACACGUGCACUUGGCACCAGGACACCCUAGGACACCCAGUCGAUGAUUGACUUUGUGUUCGUGUCAUCGGACUUGCGGCCGCAUGUCUUGGACACUUGGGUGAAGAGAGGGGCGGAGCUGUCAGCUGAUCACCACCUGGUGGUGAGUUGGCUCCGAUGGUGGGGGAAGAUGCCGGUCCGACGUGGCAGGCCCAAACGUAUUGUGAGGGUCUGCUGUGAACGUCUGGCAGAAUCCCCUGUCAGAAGGAGUUUCAACUCCCACCUCCGACAGAAUUUGCUCAUGUUCUGGGGGAGGCAGGGGACAUCGAGUCCGAGUGGACUAUGUUCCGCGCCUCCAUUGCUGAGGCGGCCGACCGGAGCUUUGGCUGUAAGGUGAUUAGUGCCUGUAGUGGCUGUAAUCCCCGAACCCGUUGGUGGACACCAACGGUGAGGGAUGUCGUCAAGCUGAAGAAGGAGUCCUAUCGGGCCUUUUUGCCCCGUGGGACUCCUGAGGCAGCUGAUGGGUACCGGCUGGCCAACCGGAAUGAAGCUCUGGUGGUUGCUGAAGCAAAAACUCGGGUAUGGGAGGAGUGAUGCCAUGGAGAAAGACUUCCGGAAGGCUUCGAGGAAAUUCUGGUCCACUAUCCGCCGUCUCAGGAGAGGAAAGCAGUGCACCACCAACACUGUGUAUAGUGGGGAUGGGGCGCUGCUGACCUCGACUCGGGACGUUGUGAGUCGGUGGGGAGAAUACUUCGAAGACCUCCUCAAUUUCACCGACACGCCUUCCCCUAAGGAAGCAGAGUGUGGGUUUACUGAGGCGGGCUCUCCUAUCUCUGGGUUUGAGGUCAACGAGGUAGUUAAAAAGCUCCUCGGUGGCAGGGCCCCGGGGGUGGAUUAGAUUCGCCCGGAGUUCCUAAAGGCUCUGGAUGUUGUGGGGCUGUCCUGGUUGACACGCCUCUGCAACAUCGCGUGGACAUCGGGGACAGUGCCUCUGGAUUGGCAAACUGGGGUGGUGGUCCCCUUUUUUAAGAAGGGGGACCGGAGGGUGUGUUCCAACUACAGGGAGAUCACACUCCUCAGCCUCCCUGGUAAGGUCUAUUCAGGGGUGGUGGAGAGGAGGGUCCGUCGGGAAGUCGAAUAUCAGAUUCAGGAGGAGCAGUGUGGUCUUCGUCCUGGCCGUGGAACAGUGGACCAGCUCUACACCCUCGGCAAGGUCCUCGAGGGUGCAUGGGAGUUCGCCCAACCAGUCUACAUGUGUUUUCUGGACUUGGAGAAGGUUUUCAACCGUGUCCUUCGGGGAGUUCUGUGGAGGGUGCUUCGGGAGUAUGGGGUACCGAACCCCCUGAUACGGGCUGUUCGGUCCCUGUACGACCGGAGUCAGAGCUUAGUCCGCAUAUCCGGUAGUAAGUCGGACUCGUUCCCGGUGAGGGUUGGACACCGCCAAGGCUGCCCUUUGUCACCGAUUCUGUUCAUAACUUUUAUGGACAGAAUUUCUAGGCGCAGCUGAGGCAUAGAGGGGGUCCGGUUUGGUGGCCUCAGUAUUGCAUCUCUGCAUUUUGCAGAUGAUGUGGUUCUGUUGGCUUCAUCAAGCCAUGACCUCCGACUCUCACUGGAGCAGUUCGCAGCCGAGUGUGAAGCAGCUGGGAUGAGAAUCGGCACCUCCAAAUCUGAGACCAUGGUCCUCAGUCGGAAAAGGGUGGCAUGCCCUCUCCAGGUCGGGGAUGAGAUCCUGCCCCAAGUGGAGGAGUUCAAGUAUCUUGGGGUCUUGUUCAUGAGUGAGGGAAGAAUGGAACGGGAGAUCGACAUGCGGAUCGGUGCAGCGUCAAGCAGUGAUGUCUUAACGAGUUGCAUUUCAGAGGAAAAAUUUCCUUUUGAACUUUUAUCUUGGCAGCCGAGUGUGAAGCGGCUGGGAUGAGAGUCAGCAGAAUCGAAAGGCGGAUCGAUGCAGCUUCUGCAGUGAUGCAGACUUUGUAUCGGUCCGUUGUGGUAAAGAAGGAGCUAAGCUGAAAGGUGAAGCUCUCAAUUUACCGCUCGAUCUUGGUUCCUACCCUCACCUAUGAAAGAACAAGAUCCCGGAUACAAGCGGCCAAAAUUAGUUUCCUCCGCAGGGUGUCCGGGCUCUUCCUUAGAGAGACGGUGAGAAGCUCGGUCAUCCGGGAGGAUCUCAGAGUAGAGUCGCUGCUCCUCCACAUCGAGAGGAGCCAGAUGAGGUGGGUGGGACAUCUGAUUCGGAUGCCUCCCGGACGCCUCCCUGGUGAGGUGUUCCGGGCACGUCCCACCGGGAGGAGACCCCGGGGACGAUCCAGGACACGCUCGAGAGACUACGUCCUUCGGCUGGCCUGGGAACGCCUCAGGAUCCCCCCGGAAGAGCUAGAUGAAGUGGCUGGGGAGAGGGAAGUCUGGGCGUCCCUGCUAAAGCCACUGCCCCCGCGACCUGACCCGGAUAACCGGUAGAAAAGGGAUGGAUGGAUGGAUGUUUCCCUGUAGUUAGACCCCUGUUAGAUUUCAUUAAAUUUUAUAUAAAAUCUAUCACCUGUAUCGUUUGUGUGUUUGGAUACAACAAGACACCUCUGGGUUCUAGAAUUCUUAUUUAAUUCCUGUAGCAACCUUCAAAUUAAUAAUAUAGCAACCUUCAAAUUAAUAAAUAAUUCCUGUAGCAACCUUCAAAUUCUGAUACACAGAGGCUUUUUCGUCACAAGAGACGUGGUGCCCCUUUUCGAGAUAAAAUAGUCAGAUUUUAACGGUAAAAGGUAAAUCGGACUAACCCGUAAGUGAACGCAGGCGUUCAACUUUGACGAAUUCAUUUUUCAAAUAAAUUACAUUUUAUCCCAAAUCCAUAAAUGCUAUAUUGGUGCCCCGUGUGAGGUGAAUACCAAGUUUCAUUCAACCCAAACACACAAAAUUCUUGAUAUUUUGAAAUAAAUCUAGGUAGCAUAGUAACCAGCUUGGAGGUGGCAAGAAGCAGCCGCAGCCUCUCUGUAUGUGAGUGUCAUUUCGUUACCAUAACAACGCAGAGUCCCGAGCACUUGUGAGUGUGAGGAAACUAAGAUUAGCCGUCUAGUGAGACUGGAGCAAAUUUGUGGCAUUGUAAAUUUUAUGUGGAUGUCCGUGUUUUGUGCGCUGCAUGCUUUUAACUAUGGGAAGAUUUCCUACAUAAAUUCUUGUUAAAAAGGCCUUUGAGAGUCGCAAAACGGGUCAGUCGAACUCCGGGCUGAAGUGUUAGAGUCUGACCGGCGAUCCACUGAGUCGAGGGAGCGGAAUCUCCAUCCCAAAGGCCUGCGGUUACCGAGUCGCAUGUCAGAACAAAAGGAAGGGUAGGGGAGAGGGGCGGCGGCAAGGCCGAGCCGCGCCAAGGAAAAACAAGAGAGCCAGACACGACAGAGGGCUAGACACCAAAGAGAGUGAGGCGGCAGGAGUCAGGGUUUAAAUACACCAGGGGGCGUGUCGAAGAGGACCCAUAAAAUGGGUUUAAAAUCAUAUAUUAAUAUAAAAUACUCCCAAUUUUGUACUCUUUACUCAUAGAUCAAGCAUAUAGAAGGACUGUUUAAAAUUUAGUCUUGGCAAAUGAACUUCUUAGGGUUCAAUCACAUUUCAUGCUCCCCGGGCUUCUUAUUACUUUCUUAUUGAUGGACUUUCAAAGGCUUUCACUCAGCACAGUAUUCUGAUUAGUAUCACAUAUAUUAUGCAGUAUUUAUUUAAAACAGAUUAGAGAAAACAAAAAUAUACGCUCCUGCAAAGUAGCCUUUUAAACGCGCGGUGUUCACAUCUCAGCCGUCUACAAGUUACACGACCAAGGCUUUUGGUGAAAUCACUAAAAAUAAAUAAAAACACUUUUUUUCUCAUUCUGAUUGCUGUAGUAGUUGGCAAGGGAAAUUGGGAGUGAAUACUUACUACAGGUCAAAUUUUGCUGAUAUCUUGCAUUUUGGUUAAACUGUGUACAAUUGUCAAAUAUAUUCACCAAAAAUCAAUAAUUAUCAAAGAUAUUCACUAAGAAUCAAUAAAAACACAUUUUUUCUCAUUCUGCUUGCUGUAGCAGGUGGCAAUGCAAAGCCACUACUUACUACAGGUCCAACUUUGUUGAUAUCAUGCAUUUUGGGUAAACAAUUAAUUGUCUAAAAUUUUCACCAAAGCAAACAUGGUGAAGCAGCAUUUAGCUUUUAUGCUGUACACAAAUGGAAUAAGUUGCCAACAGAAGUGACAUCAGCCCCAAGUUUGAAUGUUUUUAAGUCUAGGUAAGAAUUAUUCUUUUUUCUCAUGCUUUUUAGAGCAUUUCCACUUUUAAAUGAUAUUUGUUUCAUUGUAUGUUAUUUUAAUUGUACUUUUAUUUUUUUCUUUCUUUGUUUUAAAUGUUGAUAAGCUGUUUUUUCUUUGUUUUUAAAUGCUUUUAAUCGUGUAAAGCACAUUGAGUUACCUUGUGCUAUAUAAAUACAUUUGCUUUGC